AUGGCGACGGCGGGGCCAUGGUUAGGGUCCAAGAGAUGGGAUGAGGGCUCAGCGGCGGCGGGCUGGCUGCACCUGCGGCGGCACAAGGAGCGGCAGCAGCGCGCCCGGCAGCUGCGGCAGCUGCGCGCGCUGCCGCUGAGCCAGGCCGACUUCCAGCUGCGGGACGCGGCGGGGACACCGCGCACCAAGGCGGAUUUCCGGGGCCGCUGGGUGCUGCUCUACUUCGGCUUCACGCACUGCCCCGACGUGUGCCCCGAGCAGCUGGAGCGGCUGGGCCGCGCCGUGGGCCUGCUGGAGCGCGACGCCGCGCUGCCGCCGCUGCAGCCGCUCUUCGUCACCGUGGACCCCGAGCGCGACGACGCGGCGGCGCUGGCGCGCUACCUGCGCGACUUCCACCCGCGCCUGCUGGGGCUCACGGGCAGCCCCGAGCAGGUGCGCGCCGCCGCCGCCGCCUUCCGCGUCUACGUCAGCGCCGGGCCGCGCGACGCCGACGGCGACUACCUGGUGGACCACUCGGUGCUGACGUUCCUGCUGGACCCCGACGGCGCCUUCCGGGACUGCUACGGGCGCUCGCGCUCGGCCGAGGAGCUGGCGCGCAGCGUCCGCGCGCACAUGGAGGCCUACGAGCCGCCCGCCGCCGCGCCGCAAUAAACGGCAGCACCGGCA
Molecule: messenger RNA, 666 nt
Organism: Passer montanus (Eurasian tree sparrow)
Lineage: Eukaryota; Metazoa; Chordata; Aves; Passeriformes; Passeridae
Gene: SCO2
Product: protein SCO2 homolog, mitochondrial
Exons: 2
Coding region: 1-651 (216 amino acids)
Biological process (GO): mitochondrial respiratory chain complex IV assembly
Source: RefSeq, a predicted model, not a curated record